Messenger RNA from Amphimedon queenslandica, 471 nucleotides. Its product is annotated as transmembrane protein 242-like. The record is from RefSeq and is a predicted model, not a curated record. The coding region runs from base 38 to 364 and encodes 108 amino acids. The transcript has 2 exons. Lineage: Eukaryota; Metazoa; Porifera; Demospongiae; Haplosclerida; Niphatidae.
UGUGUGGGUCACUAUAGGUGUGGCAUUAUCCUAAAUAAUGCCAAGUGACUCUAGCACUUUAUUUGUUGUUGGAAGUGUUGCAGCAGUCUCAUUUAUUGGUGCAUUUGGUGUGUCAGUAGGUUUGGCGAGAAGAAAGAGCCCAGAAGCUUUUUCAAGGAAUGCAGUACAAGGUCAAGUGAAUCCAGCCCGCCUGGCAAUGAGAGCUUUGGGAUUUGGGACAGUUCUUGCUGUAGUGGGAGUCAGUGGUCUAGUAUUGUCAAUUAAAUAUGCUCUAGGAAUUAAAAAUGCAUCAGAGUUUGGGGACAGGAUUCACAAAAUGGUACCAGAUGAUGCAAGAAUUAGUAAUAAAAAGAAAACUGAUUAAACAUUAAUUUUGAUAUCACUAGUAUGUAUUAUAUAUAAUGCAUUAUUCUCAAUCUCAUGUAAUGGCUUUUAACAUUUUCCCAGUUACUGGCCAAGUCUGUGCAGGAA